This is a messenger RNA of Otolemur garnettii (small-eared galago), 861 nucleotides long. Its product is annotated as sulfotransferase 6B1-like. Gene Ontology annotation, molecular function: sulfotransferase activity. Gene Ontology annotation, biological process: sulfation. The record is from RefSeq and is a predicted model, not a curated record. Gene Ontology annotation, cellular component: cytoplasm. Lineage: Eukaryota; Metazoa; Chordata; Mammalia; Primates; Galagidae. The coding region runs from base 1 to 861 and encodes 286 amino acids. The transcript is spliced from 6 exons.
AUGUCAUCCCAGAACCAGUUAAAUGUUCUUCAUAAAUUCAAGGGUAUACUCUUUUCCACCAUGUCUUCAGAAGAACUUCUAAAUUCUCUGGAUUCUUUUGAUGCAAGAGAAGAUGAUGUGUUCCUGGUUUCAUAUCCAAAAUCCGGCACUCACUGGGUUGCAGAAGUCAUUGGGAGUAUUCCCAACGCUAAAAUGACUGUAACGUCACCUAUUGAAUUUGGAGACAUUUCUAAAUUUGAAGAGCUAAAAAUGCAUUCUAAGAGAAGAGUAAUUCCAACGCAUUUGAACUAUGACAUGCUACCCAGGAAUAUUAAACAAAACCAAUGCAAGAUAAUCUACGUCAUUAGGAAUCCAAAAGAUACAGCUGUUUCUCUGUUCCACUACUACAGAGAUAACCCUAAUCUCCCCUGCAUCGAGACGUGGGCUGUGUUUUUAGAGCUAUUCCUAAGAGGAGACGUGGUGUAUGGAUCCUGGUUCGAUCACGUUUUAAGCUGGGAAAAGCACAAAGACAAUAAAAACAUUCUAAUAAUAUCCUAUGAGGAAAUGAAAAAAGAUCUUUCUAAAAGCAUAAGGAAAAUGACGACUUUCCUUGAUAUAAAUGUGAGUGACAGCGAAAUCAAUAAGAUUGCUUGGAAAACAUCAUUCAAUGAAAUGAAAAACAACGCAGCCAAAGAAAAUCAUGAUGCAAAUCAUACCAUCUGUGCUCUGACAUCUAACAGGAACCUGGUCUUUAGGAAAGGUGCAGUGGGUGAUUGGAUAAACUACUUUACUUCAAAGCAGAAGAGAGUAUUUGAUGAACUAUUCACACAGAGAAUGAAACACAGUGAACUGGCAAACCACUUUGAAGAUUACUUUAAAUAG